Homarus americanus (American lobster) is the source of this 1436-nucleotide messenger RNA. RefSeq lists its product as uncharacterized. The record is from RefSeq and is a predicted model, not a curated record. The coding region runs from base 118 to 642 and encodes 174 amino acids. Lineage: Eukaryota; Metazoa; Arthropoda; Malacostraca; Decapoda; Nephropidae. The transcript is spliced from 7 exons.
CUGCACUGGGCGGCCAAGCACGGGAGGAAUGAGGUGGUCAAGCUCCUGGCCGGCACACACCAUGUUGACGUGAAUGCCAGAUCCAACGGGGGAUACACGCCGCUGCACAUCGCUGCCAUGUACAACCGCUCCGAGGUGUUCGAUCUGCUUGUACAUUAUGGUGGUGACCUCAACAUGCGGGACUAUUCGGGUAAGAAGCCUCGCACCUACAAUACCAUCGCCUCCACCGUCUCCCACGACACUCAGAAAAGGAUCCUCCAGAGACGAAAUUCCGUAAAAGAGGCGGCUGGUUUUCUGCGCAUCGGGUCCCUGAACGUGAAGGUGCGGAAGACGACUGAAGCCCUUAACAAUUUGAUAUCCCGUGAUGUUGAAGCCAGAUUGCAUCGAGCCUGGGGAUCCAGCGACUCACUCCCUGAUGCAGAUAAAGAAUCAAAAUCCAUGCCACCUCCCAAGUUUGGUCCCAUCAAAAAGAGAAAAACAAGGAAAGAACGUGACUUUGUGCCAUCUCGUCCACAUUCAGCUUACUCUGCUCUGGCACCGAUGGAAAACACCAACACCUCUCUUCAGGCAUCAACAGUGCCACCCAUCAAUGCUGAUUCUGACUCAGACUCUGCCUAUGGCUUUGGUUCAGAAUGGCAUUAACUUGUUGAAGAAUUGGAAUGUCAAUGCAACGGUUUCAGAAAUUUUUUUAAUAUUGACAAAAGAAUUAUUGCAUUAUACAGUAAAUUGUGCUGCAUUGAAGAAUGGUAAUGUCUGUGCUUUAAUAGCCUUUUAUAUAUUUAUUUUUUCUUAGUGACCGUGAAACAAAAAUAAUUUUAGGCAUUUUUGUUUUAAAUAUUUUUUAACAUUUCAAAAAAGUUUAGUAUAGUAAGAUAAGCUAAUUUGUUUAAAAAAAAAUUGUGCAAUGUUUUUUUUAAACAUUUACAAUGUGUUUGUAAACAUGGCAUUCUUAAUAGUAUAAAUUAUGAUUUUAAUUUCAAGAUUGUACAUAAAAGUGGUCACAGAUCAAAGCUUCAAUCAGUUGAACUACGGUAAUAAUUUAGGAAAAUACUCAUGGAUACAGGGGUCUAUCAAAGUUGUUUUCAACUUUUACGAUAUUUGACUUUACUAAGAGUAAGGAUCUGUGAUUAGCCAUUCAGGUUAUUUGUUAGAAGAUCUGAAGAGAAUGUAAACAUAGUUUUAUACAUGAUUUUAGAGAUCUGACAUAAGUUAAUUUAUUAUUUACUACAGCAGAAUUUUAAUUAUCACCUAACAUUAGAGUAGUACUGUGCAAAUUUUGAUAAAAUUUAUGUCGGUGAAAAGCUUUAGGAAGAAAACAAUUUUUUAACCGUUUCACCAAUACAGUAUUGUAUUUUUUACUUACUUUUUUACUUUUAUCCUCUUCACCAAUGAUCGGCUCGUUAGCCGCUUGGGCGAUCGGUCACUUCUCUGUUAAG